This is a messenger RNA of Daphnia pulicaria, 3882 nucleotides long. RefSeq names its product splicing factor 3B subunit 3-like (gene Sf3b3). The transcript is spliced from 15 exons. Gene Ontology annotation, biological process: mRNA splicing, via spliceosome. NCBI's taxonomy places the organism in Eukaryota, Metazoa, Arthropoda, Branchiopoda, Diplostraca, Daphniidae. Gene Ontology annotation, cellular component: U2 snRNP; nucleus. The record is from RefSeq and is a predicted model, not a curated record. Bases 188 to 3835 code for a protein of 1215 amino acids. Gene Ontology annotation, molecular function: protein binding; U2 snRNA binding.
UUCAAAAAUAUUGCCUAUCACACAAUGCACGAGAAGUCGAACCCUAAACUCGAGCGCGACGCCGGAGCCAAGAGAGAUUACACUCAACCUUUGCUGAAUUUUCCAUCAUGAAAAAUCUGUAACAUCCACAGGUGAUGCUCAUCUAGGCAGUUCAAGUUACACAUUGGACAAGUCAACUUGAAAGAAAAUGUACCUUUACAAUCUGACUCUGCAGCGUGCCACUGGCAUCAUUCAGGCAGUCCAGGGCAACUUCAGUGGCACCAAGCAACAGGAGAUUGUCAUUGCUCGUGGUAAGGUUCUCGAAAUUGUGAAGCCGGACCCCAACACUGGGAAAGUACACACACUUCUCAGUCAAGAGGUUUUUGGAAUCAUCAGGUCAAUCAUCAGUUUCAGGCUUACUGGAGGAAAUAAGGAUUACCUUGUGGUUGGAUCAGACUCUGGGCGAAUUGUUAUUCUCGAAUACAACGCUGCUAAAAAUGUGUUUGAUAAGGUGCACCAAGAAACGUACGGCAAAAGCGGUUGUCGUCGUAUUGUUCCCGGACAGUACAUGGCAAUUGAUCCUAAAGGCAGGGCUGUCAUGAUCAGUGCAAUUGAGAAGCAAAAACUGGUCUACAUUCUGAACAGGGAUGCCCAAGCCCAUUUAACCAUUUCUUCUCCGCUGGAGGCUCACAAGUCAAACACUCUAGUUUACAACAUAGUGGGUGUUGACGUGGGGUUUGAAAACCCUGUUUUUGCCUGUUUGGAGAUGGAUUAUGAAGAGGCCGAUGGUGAUCCAACAGGCGAAGCGGCACAGAAGACGCAACAAACGCUUACGUUCUACGAACUCGAUCUGGGCUUAAACCACGUCGUAAGGAAAUAUAGUGAGCCGUUGGAUGAGCACGCCAAUUUCCUCAUCACUGUACCUGGAGGAAACGACGGACCUUCCGGAGUUCUGGUUUGCUCCGAGAACUACAUCACAUACAAGAAUUUGGGUGAACAGCAUGACAUUCGUUGCCCAAUCCCCAGAAGAAGGAAUGACUUGGAUGAUCCGGAGAGGGGUAUGAUUUUCGUCUGCUCGGCUUCCCACCGCACCAAGGCCAUGUUUUUCUUCCUUGUCCAGACGGAGCAGGGCGACAUUUUCAAGAUCACCAUGGAUAUGGAUGAAGAAGUGGUGAGAGAAUUGAAAAUCAAGUACUUCGAUACCGUUCCAGUUUCGUCCAGCAUGUGUGUGCUGAAGACAGGCUUUCUAUUCGUCGCAUCGGAAUUUGGAAAUCACUAUCUUUAUCAGAUUGCUCAUUUGGGGGAUGAUGACGAUGAACCCGAAUUCAGCUCUACUAUACCAUUGGAGGAAGGAGAUACAUUCUUCUUUGCUCCGAGACCUUUGAAGAAUCUUGUUCUCGUGGACGAGAUGGAGUCUCUAUCUCCAGUUCUGGCUUGCCAUAUUGCUGAUCUCGCCAAUGAGGAUACACCGCAGUUGUAUGCACUUUGUGGUAGAAGUUCUCGUUCGUCUCUUCGUGUUCUACGUCAUGGCUUGGAAGUAUCGGAGAUGGCUGUUUCUGAACUUCCCGGCAACCCCAAUGCAGUGUGGACUGUCAGAAAACGUGCCGACGACGAGUUUGAUGCUUACAUUGUUGUGUCAUUCGUGAAUGCCACACUUGUGUUGUCCAUCGGUGAAACUGUUGAAGAGGUGACAGACUCCGGGUUUUUGGGCACGACGCCUACUCUAGGUUGUUCCUCGCUGGGUGAUAAUGCAUUGCUCCAGGUUUAUCCCGAAGGAAUUCGACACAUAAGGGCAGAUAGAAGGAUCAACGAAUGGAAAUCCCCUGGUAAACGAGCUAUAUCUCGGUGUGCAGUUAAUCAGCGCCAGGUUGUCAUUUCUCUAGCUGGCGGGGAAUUGGUGUACUUCGAGAUGGAUCCGACCGGUCAAUUAAACGAAUAUACGGAGCGGAAGGAGAUGACUGCCGAAGUUGUAUGCAUGGCUUUGGCUAAUGUCCCGUCUGGCGAACAGAGAUCACGUUUCUUAGCUGUUGGCCUCGCAGAUAAUACUGUCAGAGUCAUCUCAUUAGAUCCCAAUGACUGUCUUACACCUUUGAGUAUGCAAGCGUUACCAGCCACUCCAGAAUCCUUGUGUAUUGUUGAAAUGGGUGGUCACGAUAAAGAUUCCGAAACAACUGGGACUUCAGGACAGCUUUUCCUCAACAUUGGUCUUCAGAAUGGUGUUUUAUUGAGAACGGUGUUGGAUCCUGUUACGGGGGAUUUGGCUGAUACGAGAACUCGGUACCUUGGUUCCAGACCAGUUAAACUUUUCCGCGUCAUGACACAAAAUCACGAAGCCGUGUUAGCCAUCUCUUCGCGUACCUGGCUGAGCUACUACUUUCAGAAUCGUUUCCAUCUCGCUCCUCUGUCUUAUGAUUCGUUGGAAUUUGCAUCUGGUUUCGCAUCCGAACAGUGUCCCGAAGGAGUCGUCGCCAUUGCUUCCAACACACUUCGUAUUUUGGCGUUGGAGAAGUUGGGUGCCGUCUUCAAUCAAGUCUCAUAUCCAUUGGAGUAUACACCUCGAAAAUUCGUCGUACACGAUUCCGGGCGCAUGAUAAUAAUUGAAACCGAUCACAAUGCUUAUACGCUAGAGACCAAGCUUGAGAGGAGACAGCAAAUAGCUCAAGAGAUGAGGGACGCUGCGACGGAAGAAGAACAGGAGUUGGCUCAUCAAAUGGCCGACGCUUUCCUCAAUGAAGAUUUACCUGAAAGUGAGUUUGGAGCUCCCAAGGCUGGUGCUGGUAUGUGGGCUUCGAUCGUCCGCAUCAUGGACCCUACUAGCGGCAAUUCUUUGCACACAAUUCGAUUGCCACAGAACGAGGCUGCCCUGAGUAUAGGUUUGGCAAGGUUUAUGAAUCAGGACCCAGAAGAUUAUUUCGUUCUUGUUGGAGUUGCAAAGGAUUUGAAGCUAAAUCCCAAACAAUGUGAUGGAGGGUUCAUCUAUACAUACAAAUUGAUAAAUGAGUGGUCAGCGCUUGAAUUUGUUCACAAAACUCCUGUCGAGGACACUCCCUACGCCAUCUGCGCCUACCAGGGUCGAGUUUUGAUUGGAGUUGGGCGAUUGUUGAGGUUAUAUGAUAUGGGAAAAAAGAAGUUGCUGCGAAAAUGUGAGAACAAGCAUUUACCAAGCUGUGUCGUCAACAUUCAAGCCCUCGGUCAGCGUGUGUAUGUGGCAGAUGUUCAGGAAAGUAUCCACUUCGUCCGCUACAAGCGUAUGGAGAAUCAACUGAUCAUCUUUGCCGACGAUACACACCCUCGCUAUGUCACCACCAUGUGUCUUUUGGAUUAUGACACUGUUGCGGUAGCUGAUAAAUUCGGCAACAUUUCAGUGUUGCGGCUCCCAUCUAGGACAUCCGAUGAUGUGGACGAAGAUCCCACUGGAAACAAAUCAUUCUGGGAUCGUGGUGUUCUUAAUGGGGCAUCUAAUAAGGCCGAAGUAUUAUGCAACAUUCAUAUUGGCGAGACUGCAUUGUCGCUGCAAAGAGCGACCCUUAUUCCAGGCGGUUCUGAAUCCCUUGUCUACACAACUUUGUCCGGAUCUAUUGGUGUGUUGGUUCCGUUCACGUCAAGGGAAGAUCACGAUUUUUUCCAAGCCCUCGAAAUGCACCUCAGGUCUGAACAUCCUCCUCUAUGCGGACGAGACCAUUUGGCGUUCAGGUCUUUCUACUUCCCAGUCAAGAACGUGAUCGACGGAGAUCUAUGCGAGCAGUUUAACUCAAUUGAUUCGAGUAAGCAGAAGGCAGUAGCCGACGAUCUCGACCGUGCUCCAAAUGAAGUGUCUAAAAAAUUAGAGGACAUUCGUACUCGAUAUGCUUUUUAAAAACUUGUAAUGUAACAAAUGUCGACGUAAUACAACGGUUCGUAUGA